UGUUUUUCCGCUAGAUUGUGUAUGCUGUGCGAUUCUGUCUGGAUUAUGGUGACCCUUUUCUUGAUUAACUUUGCCAAUUUUACAUCUGAGUCGACAAAAGUGUUACAGAUGGAUAUUAAUCAUUUCAGUUAUUGUUGAAAUGAAUGAAUUAGACAAACAGAGGAAUCGACAUGGGUAUUUUCUUGGUUCUACUGCGCACAAAGUCUACUGACAGUCUCGCCGAAGUUCAAGGCCUUACUCGGUAUUUCUGUGCGUACUGAAUCAACAUUUCAAGUGGAUUUAGAUAUUUUCAUGAACCCAGCGGAUUAUCUUCACGUAAUAAUGUCUUGAUUAUUGUUGUUUCUGCUAUAAUUAUCAUGAUGUGAAUUUAAACGAUCUUCAGUUUUACAGGAACAACAUGUCCUAGGCCUGCUGUUAUUUGGAAUAUGGCCGAUUGUGUGUGGAGUUCAUUGAUAAACAAUCCAAUAGGAAUGUAUCGUCAUCGGCAGUGUGACGUGUCAUAGUACAAUAUAUUACUUUUUUAAUUAAACGCUUAGAUACAGUAAUAACUAUACUUGUCAACAAGCAAGUUUUAAUAUAUCUGUGAUAUUAUUCUAAAUAUGUGUAAGUUAACAUUGAAGGCUGCGUUAUGCAUUUUCUGUGUGGCGUUUCUCGCGGCAACAACUGGAUCUAAUGUAAACGGGCAAAUUGCAGAGACGGGCGUUGAAACUAAACAAGAAAUAAUUUGUGAAAGUAUCGACAUCAGGAAUUAUGUGAAAAAUUUCAAGAAGAAGCUGGCGAACUGUACAGUUAUUGAAGGUUUCCUAAAGAUCGUUCUGAUCGAGAAACCAAAACAUGGACAAUAUGACCAACUGAGUUUUCCCGAUCUGGUGGAAGUCACUCACUACGUGUUACUUUACCGAGUGUAUGGACUACGCAGUCUGAGUCAAAUCUUCCCAAACCUAGCAGUGAUACGGGGCCAGGACCUAUUUUACUUCUACUCCCUGGUCAUCUACGAAACAAUUGAUAUGGAGGACAUUGGAUUAAUUGGCUUGACAACCAUUGAACGAGGUGCAGUUCGAUUAGAGAAGAAUCCGAACUUGUGUUAUAUCGACACUAUUGAUUGGACGAAAAUUGUUCCUUCCAUGCAACUCUCGGAUCAUUUCUUUAAGGGAAAUAAAUUGACUACAGAAUGUGUUAAUGUUCCCCCGAAAAACUGCCCUGUGACUACUGUUGAUGGAAAACGGGAACCCCGGAGCUGGAACUUGCAUCAUUGUCAAAAACUUCUAGAUUGUUCCAAAGGAAGUAAUUGUCCAAGUGGGAUGUGUUUUGAAGGCCAAUGCUGUGACCCGAAAUGUUUGGGAGGCUGUCAUGGACCGAAGCCCUCGCAAUGUAUUGCUUGUAAGAAUGUUAUAGACAGUACCCAAGGAUACCCACACUGUAUCGAUCACUGUUCUCCUGGCACUUACAAGGUCCACAAUCGUCGUUGCCUCCUGGACAGAGAAUGCGUGAAUAUGGACAUGUACCUGGUCCCAUUCACAAACACCACAGAGGCUGAAUGUGCACCCUACUGUCCUGCUGGGAUGAGCGUCAACAAUGUAUCCAAGUGUGAAAAAUGUCCAGGGCGAUGUCCAAAAGUUUGUCCACCCAUGAGAGUUGAUAGUGUAGAUGCGGCCCAGCAACUCAAAGGUUGUACUUACAUCAAGGGAGCCCUGGAGAUCAGAAUCAGCUCUGGAAGUAACAUUGCGGUGGAACUUGAAGAGAAUCUGGGACAGAUUGAGGAAGUCAGUACAUAUAUAUGGAUCCAUGCCUCCAAUGCGCUUCUGUCUCUAAACUUCUUCAGGAGCCUCAAGAGAAUACGUGGCAUGACCCUCUACAAUGCCAAAUAUGCUCUUAUGGUGAACGACAACAGCAAUCUAGAAAACCUGUUUCCUGAAAACACGAAAAACAAGCUGGAAAUUCUGAAUGGCAGUAUGUUCUUCCACUUCAAUCGUAAACUCUGCUACAAUAAAAUAAUGGACCUCCUUAGCUCUGUGAAAAUGAAUUCAACAGCUGACAACGACAUCUCGGAAACGAACAACGGUGACCAGAUGCCAUGUGUGUAUUCUACACUCAACUUGACCAUAUUUCAAGUUGGACCCAGAGUGGCCUUCUUUAGGUGGGAAAACUUCAAAAUUGCAGACCAGCGAAACCUGCUCAGCUAUGUUGUUCACUACAAGGAAGCUCCUGUCCAGAAUGUGUCUACUUACGAUGGACGCCAUGCCUGCAGUGAGGAUUUCUGGAAUACCAAGGAUGUUCUCCGUACCAAGAGCAUGAACGAGCAGUACCUGUACGAGAUUCUGCUGAAGUUAAAACCCUGGACACAGUAUGCUAUUUAUAUAGAAACCUACACCACAGCACUUGCUAAGGUUGGCGCCAUUAGCAAGGUCAAGUACUUCAGGACUGCCGCUACAGCACCUACGAUUCCUCAGAACCUGGUUGUGAAAGCCAUCAAACCAAACCAGCUCCACCUGACGUGGGAUCCUCCAGAAUCUCCUAACGGUAACGUCACUCACUACGAAGUCUACUGGCGUAAAGGAGUGUUGGAUCCCAAGAAAUAUGAUGUUAGGAACUACUGUAUUUCACCUGUACGACGAGCGGAUCAGAAACAGCUAGAAGAAGCUGAGAGAAACAAAAUUGAAGACGAAAAGAAAAAAUACCAGGAAGGUCAGGAAUGCUGUGAAUGUGCCAGUACAAGCCGCCAAAAGAAGGAAGAAGAACAGAGGGAAAGAGAAAUGCAGAUCAACUUUCAAAAUUUUUUACAAACAGCAAUAUACAUCAAGAGGGAAAUGAGAGGAAACUCUGACCGUAAACAAGAUAUAAAGACUUACCAUCAGAUGAAUAACAACAAAAAUUCCAACAGCACCAAACCUAAAAAAUCUCGAGCACGGCGCUCGCCAUUAUUUUUAGACACCUCGGUAGCCAAUGAGUCGCUAGGAAAUGAGACCGAGUAUAAUACGACGGAAGUAGAGGAUAGAAGCGAUGUUCCUGGAGAGGAAGCCAACCCGUACUAUCGAGCCGUGGUAUACAAGAGAGUGUUCAUCAUUCCGAAUCUGAUGCACUAUCGAGACUAUAACAUCGAGGUGAUAGCAUGUCAGGAACGAGAUCCUCGGGACUCCAGGGGAAACACGACCGAGGAAGCCAAGUUAUGCAGCAGCCGAGCUUUAGCCCUUCAGCGUACCAUGACUUCCAAAGUGGCUGACAAUAUCAACAGUUCCUCUAUCAGUGUCGGUGUGAUGAAGAACAAAACAGGGGAGGUAAUUCUCAAGUGGGCGCCACCUCCUAAUCCUAACGGGAUCAUCAUUACGUAUGAAAUCAAGUACAGCGACUCAAACAUCAAUAACGUUCAACCCAUCACCGUGUGUAUAUCCCAGAAAAUGUACAAAUCCCAAGGGGGCCACAAACUCAACAAUUUGGGACCAGGCAACUACACAUUCAAGAUACGGGCGAAUUCAUUGGCAGGCAACGGAUCAUGGACUGAGGGCCGCUACUUCAUCAUAGAUUCCGGAAAAGGAACUGUGAUGGCACAGGAGAUGAUCAUUGUGGUGUGUGUUGUAGUCGGUAUCGUCGUCGUUGUCGUCACUGGAAUUAUCGUCUGGUGUAUGGCUCGCAGGAGGUUCCGUGAAUAUCCAGAUAUCCAGAACAUAUCGGCCAAUCCAGAAUACAUGUCAAAUUACGAUGCUUACAUAGCGGAUGACUGGGAAGUGGAUCGUGACAAGGUUAAGCUUCUCCGUGAACUGGGCCAAGGUUCAUUUGGUAUGGUGUAUGAGGGCCUCGCAAAUGGACUGAAGGAAGUGAACGGAGAGAUCCGAGUGGCUGUCAAAACUGUGAACUCAAGUGCUACAUUUUCUGAACGGAUGAGUUUCUUGAAUGAAGCUUCUAUUAUGAAGGCUUUUGUGUGUUCCCAUGUUGUGCAACUACUUGGAGUUGUGUCUGAAGGUGUGGCUCAAGGAAAGCCAGCAUAUGUCAUUAUGGAACUGAUGAGCAAUGGAGAUUUGAAAAAUUUCCUUCGCAUGCAUCGACCAGAUGAAGAGGACAACGCCGGUCGUACACCUCCGACUCUCCACCGUAUCAUGCAGAUGGCAGGAGAAAUUGCAGAUGGAAUGGCCUAUCUGGCUGACAAAAAGUUUGUGCAUCGUGACUUAGCGGCCAGAAAUUGUAUGGUGGCAGAUAAUCUAACUGUGAAGAUAGGCGAUUUUGGAAUGACCAGAGAUAUUUAUGAAACAGAUUAUUAUAGAAAAGGUGGUAAAGGGCUUCUACCUGUUAGAUGGAUGGCUCCCGAGUCCCUGAAGGACGGUAUAUUUACCAGUAUGUCAGACGUAUGGUCGUAUGGCGUGGUUAUAUGGGAAAUGACAACCCUGGCUGCCCAGCCGUAUCAAGGCCUCUCAAAUGAAGAGGUUCUUAAAUAUGUCAUCAGUGCAAAAACUAUGGACACUCCAGAAGGCUGUCCAGAAAUUUUAUAUGAAAUGAUGUUACAAUGCUGGAAAUAUCGACCAAAGUCACGGCCGACAUUCAAAGAAAUUAUAGAAUUAUUAGUACCUGAACUUGACCCAGAAUUCAAGGAAACAUCAUAUUUCUUCAAUGAUGGUAAAGUGGACAGUAUGGAAUAUGAUGAUGAAUAUGGAGACGAUAUGGGACAGGACGAUUCCCAUAUGCCCUUCAUUUCGGGGGAGGGAACAAGAGGGAGUGGUGCGUGUUUAAAGCAUGUGGAUGACAUAAACUUCGUGGAUCAUACAGACUUACGAUAUUCAAGUUACUCACAUAAUGAGGUGGGGGCCAGCGAGCCAUGUGACUGUAUAUUGUUAAAAGAGACCAAGGGGGGAGGGGUAGGUAGGGUGCAGUUUCAUAAUGACGACAACCACCAAUUCAAUGCGGGCUCCAACAGUGCAAUAGACUCAUCCAAUGAUGGAAGCAAAGAGAGCAGCAAGAGCUCAAAUCAUAGUUAUAAUCCCAUAAACGGUAUCAACAUCCCGCCUAACUUAGCCAAUGGACAUGUGCCAUUGCAAAUGAGGACAACCACGUCGUGCUAGUACAGUGAUGAUUACCGUGGGUCCAUUUUAUAUUGUAAUAUACAUCAUCAUGCAGAUCAACCUUCUCACCCUUUACACAUACACAAAAGCAUUCACACACACACACACACACACACAGCUACAUGAUAUAGUGAUCGUCAUUUUCCCCCCACACAACAAAAUCUUUAAAAUAAUUCAAAUGAUGUACCAAACACACAACAAGUGUAUCGGAAAUGUGUGGAAGAAAACUUGUAUCAAUUGUACGCGGGAAAGUUGUAAAUACGACACACAGAAUCUACAUUGAUGUUGUAUGUUACGGAUCUCGUGGUUCUGCCGGAGUCCCUCGUAUCUUCGUCCUGCAUUGUGUUGACUGAUCUCUGCUGCCAUUCAAGUCCAAAGGGAAAUCUUGUGUGUCUGUGCAUGUCAGUGUGUAAGUUGUGAUGGCUCCACCCACCCUACCCCAUUGGCUACCAAUCAUCGCUGGAAAGUCGAGGAAUAUCAGUUGUGAUAAAUAAAAUAACGGUGUAAUAUCUAACACACCUCCUGCUUUUACAAAUUUUAGUGUGAACAUCAAAAUCAUGAUUUGGUUUUGAAAUGCAAACAUGUUUUAUAUGUGUGUUACAUUAAAAACAAUCAUGAUUUGGUUUUGAAAUGUAAACAUGUUUUGUAUAUGUGUUACAUAUAACUGGAUGUAAUGUAUAAAUGUCACUCUGUACGGCAAAGAAAUGAGGGCAUCACUGGAAUUCAUGUCAGAUUUUGUACUACAUAAAAGCUUGCCACUUUUUUAUCCCAAAAAAUCUUGUACAAUUUAUUAAGAAUGUGUCAUUGGUUUUGGACAUUUUAUUCACAUGACAUGUAUUAUUUCAACUUGAUGGAAUCAUUUCAUUUUUUAACCAAUUAUUUUAGUCUAUCUUGAAUUUAUUGAAGUGUUGAGGAAAUUUAUAUUUUGUUAAUUUUAGAAAGGAACAAAGUUGUUGAAUGUUGUUCGAUAAGGCAAUGCUUUAUGAUACAUCGGGAGUAAUUUCUUGUAAUUGCAGGUUUAGAUUGAAGACAAUCUAUUUUUAGAAUCUCAUCCGGAUUUAUUUGUGGUUAUCAUUGACAUUUAGCCGUUAUAAAAAUACAGAUUAUUUAGGUUUACAGUUCAUGUAAACAAUCAAAAUCACAAAAAAACAACAUCAGUCACAUUUCAUUUCAGUUUUAUUUAUUUUAGUAUAUACAUGUGUAUAUAUAUUUUUAAAGAGAUUUGCUAUGAACUCUUUGUUUUAAAGUCAUGACUUAACAGUUUGUUGAUAAAUGCUCUCAUAGUUGUCUGCACUUGAUAUUUACUGCAAGUUUACAUUUUGUCUCAGGAAGCCACGAAAUACCGGUAUGACACUAUUUAUAUUCAACAUCUACUACGGGCAAAUUGAUACGGGCAAAAUGAUGUUUUUGAAAGCUCUAAAAUAUUUUACUGGAGAACAUUGGUGAAUAAUUGUAUAAACUGUUAGGAAGAUUGUAGGAUUUAUACCCCUCAUAAUCUCAGGGUGGCGUCAAUAUCAUUAGAGAUUAAAAUUGUAGAACUUCAGCUUGUGUAAAUCAGAUUUAUUUUAGAUAAAGAUAUGCCAAAAAUAUUUUGCAAUCAAUUCUCGUGUAGCAGUGACAGCAUAUUUUAAAAUCUCUGUUCUCGAUUUCUGUACAUGAUUUGCCAAGGAUAUUUUGCAAUCAGUUCUUGUGUAGCAGUGACAACAUAUUUUGAAAUCUCUGUUCUCAAUUUCUGUACAUCAGUUAAAUACCAAAGAAAGUUAAAACAUUGACAUCGAUAAUUUUCUGAUAUUUAUUUUGGAUAUUAAACUUCUCUUCAAGUAAUUUUCUUUAUUCAACUUUUGAUGUUUUAGAAAACUUUUCACAAUGCAGAAGAAAUUAAUUGCCAUUUGUUUCGGGGGAAAUAAAUAUAAUAAAUUAACAAAAGGGAAAACAGCAAAAGCAAUUAAUCAGUAUUCUGCUUUGUUGAAGCAUGAUGAGUGUGCGUUAUUGGACAGAGCUGUUCCAUUGCAUAAAUAAAGGCUUGCCUUAUUGUUUAACUGUGUAACAGCUUGUUUUAAUCUGAUAAAUAAUUCUUUCACUGUAUAAAAUCUUAACUCUUUUACUGUAGAAAGCUUGUCUGUUUUACUUUCUCAAAGUUUAUACUGUUUUAAUGUACAGAAAAGUUUUUCUUACUGUUUAAUUGAGAAAUUUUAUCUUUUUCCCAAUAUAAAAGGUUAUCUGACGUUUUUAAAGCCUGUUUUCCUUUAGAGAAGCUUUCUUCAUGUUUUACCUCGUGUCCUUAUGUUAACCUGUAUAUGUAAUAUUCCCCUGUGGAAAACCUUUGGACUAAAAUUAUAGAUUUAAAACACAGAGAUCAGAGUAUUACGUCGUAUGUAAGGUUUCCUGUCGUUGUACAAAAGGUAUAUAAAACCCCAUUGGUAUGAUAUUAGACCAUCCUCUAUGACCUUUGUGCAUGGUACAUCCUGUGACCUUGGUACAUCCUGUGACCUUGGUGCAUGGCACAUCCUGUGACCUUGGUACAUGAUAUAUCCUGUGACCUUGGUCCAUGGUACAUCCUGUGACCUUGAUACAUCAUGUGAUCUUGGUCCAUGGCACAUCCUGUGACCUUGGUACAUCGUAUAUCCUGUGACCUUGGUACAUGGUAUAUCCUGUGACCUUGGUACAUCCUGUGACCUUGAUACAUCCUGUGACCUUGGUCCAUGGCACAUCCUCUGACCUUGGUACAUGGUAUAUCCCGUGACCUUGGUACAUCCUAUGACCUUGGUUCAUGGCACAUCCUGUGACCUUGGUACAUGGCACAUCCUGUAACCUUGGUACAUGGUACAUCCCGUGACCUUUGUACAUCCCAUGACCUUGGUACAUAGAGCUGUAUAUAUACUUGUUGUACUAUUUAUCACAUGUUAGGUUGAACUUGCCACCCCAAAAAUAAGCGGUGUGUUUGUGUUUAAAUAUUGUACAUACCAUGUGGUUGAUACAAGGAUCAUAUUUUAGUGCUCCUCAUGUUAAAACUCUCAUUAGACAGAACUGCUGAGCCUAUAAUCACUGUAUUCCAUAAAACAGAUAAGAUCACAAUACUCAUUACUGAGAGAAGAUUAUUGCUGGUGAAUGUGACAACUGAUGUUUCUUAGUUUCUGAAUGGGUUCAUUUGGCCUGCUCUUAACAUCUCAUUCUGUCAACCACAGCGAUACGGCCGAGGAUUAUAAGCCUACCGAUUCGGACACCAACUGUUAAUCUGUUGUUGUGAAAAUACAAGUAGAGCCUGGGUAUAUUUCAUACGGUCUUUCUCAUACGACUGCCUAAUUUUGCAUGAGAGUACUAAUGGAAUGGCAAAGAGUCGCAAAAAAGUGGGGGAAAUUUGAUAUGGUGUCUCCUGUUAUCGGGAUAUACAGAAAUUCCUUCGUCAUGUACAAGUCUAUUUGUGGGGCAUGUUUAGUCCUCUCUGUCAGAGUAUAUAUUUAACUGUAUCCGCGGAGAGCAAGUGUUCCAUACUGAAAAUGGGUCAUGUUCUCCAAUUUUUGACGGAGUUGUUGCCCUUAGCUAAUCAUUUAUUUUGAAAUUUUGGUCUGAGAUUGGGGACUAAGAACUGUACAUUAUUGAAAAUAGGUACCGUAGUCAAAGGGUUAGUUUAAAUUACUCAAAUUUAAAAAUGAAAAAUAUAAUACCACUGAUGCCAUCUAGAGAAUAUAUAGAAAAUGACAAGCUCUUUAUAAUUAGUCUCAAGAGUUAAAUGUGGUUUUCAGAGAGUAUUUUUGUUAAUUCCUGGGUUGAAGCUAAAACAGAACAUAAGGAACAAUGAUAGGGAUAAUUAGGCGCUGAUGCUGAUUAAAUUCACACGUUACAUAAUGACUUACUUGUUCCUCCAAAUAGACAAUGUCAAGUAAAGGACUAAAAAACAAUUAAUACACUCUAAUAACAAACAAAAUACACUAUUCAGUAGAUUUAGGGAUAGCUAAACUGUCAUAGUACAUUUGUAUUCAUUUUUAUAAGCCAAAACAUAAAAACUGUUGGUAGUUAUACAGGAAUUGAUACUGAUAUUUUGAGGGAUUAUUUGAAAAGAAAAGUUUUCCCUCCUUGAUGAAAAAUCAACUUAAAUGCACAAAGCAAUGCAAUUCAUCUUCUCAUGCUCAUGCUUUCUUGUUGUAGUAAUCAUCGGGCACAAGUUCUAUCAGUUGGGAGGAUGGAGUGAGAGAUGUUUGGAGGGUGACUGAAUCACUUGGUUGUAAUUUUUGUGUGUAUGAGGAUGUAGUUUUCAUUUAUUGGUAUCAGGACAACAAUUUAUGGUAAAGAUGUAGAGGUCUUAAAUGGAACUGGGAAUUAACAUAUUCUAUUAUGACCAAAUCACUUAAAACUAGGAUUACAUCAACAUUUCAGCUUUUUUUUUUUUUUUUUUUACAAAAAAUAUUUGUUGUCCAAAGGGAGAUAAUUCAAUAGUUGUAUAUUGAAACAAGAAUUUCUUCUCUAAAAGUUGAAUUUUUACAAACCUAUUCUAUGUUAAUGUAAAGUUAUCCAUCUUGAAUGUCUGUUUCUCCUUGAGAUUCCCUAUUAUGGAGUGGAUGGAGUGUGAUGUAUCCAGCUAGAUGGAAUCUUUGUGGCAUGAAUGAUGUUUGCUUGAACUUGAGUGGUUCAUUGUAUUUUCCAUCUGACAUAACUAUUAUAUAAACAGGUUCUAUUUUAAAGGUCAAAAGUAUCGGACCAAUUUCAACACAAGUCACAAGAAAAACAAAAUCAUUCAAACUGGAAAUGGGGAGAUAGGAUGAAAAUUAUGCUAAAAAUUUCAGUUGUAUUGCACUUAGGUAUGUAGGUUUUAAAAUGAUAUAUGUACAAAUUAAUCUUACUACCUGAUCAGAAAACUACCUCAGAUGGAUCUGUUGUUUCACCAAAUGACAUUUGAAUUUUAUUUUGACAUGCUGUAGAUUUAGAAUAUGGAAGGCCUUAUAAGGGGAAAGUAAAUUUCUACAUCAAAAUGUUGAUUCCCAUGUAAAAACAUCAUCCCAUUUAUCAAAAGGAUUUUGGACAUAUUCGGAAUUAAAAAUAAAUUCAUAUCUCAUCUACAUUGUGGUUGACUAUGUCAUCAAUCUGUUGAAAAUCGGGAGAUGAAUUUGAAUCAAAAUGAUCAGCAUAUUAUUAAUGUUUUGAAAAUAUAUGAUUGAUACCUACAUUUAUUUCAGAUAAAGAUUAAUUCCUAUGAACACAAUAUAACCCGAAAGUUCCCAUAUCCAAUGAAUUAGCUUGCUGUCUAGUAAGCUAGACCUUAGGAUGUUGUUAUGUUAUGGCUGUGAUAGGGUUGUCAGUUAAGUACAUUUAAGAGUUUAUGAAAGGCAAGUUUGUUGAUUGUUGAUUGUUUUAUAUUUUCUUCAUUUUAGGUUUUAUCGAAAAUAACUGCAGGAUUUUUUGUUUAAAUCUGAAUUUCCUGUGUGCAGUUUUCUCCUCCCGUGUUGUUAUUUUCUGUUAAUUUUUAUUUUUUUUUUCCCCUCCUUGAGUUUCCUGUUGUAUCCAAAUCACAAUGGUAUUUUGUCUGAACGGUUGUGUUUAUAUCAAGAUGCUUGCUGUUGGAGUUAAAAAAAAGUUUUCUAACUUUUUUCUUUCUUUACUACUUUGUAUUGUUGAAUCUGUAAAAAGAAAUAUAAAAAUAGUUGUUACUUUUAACUUAUAAUACCUCAUUCAGAUUAUCAUAGUAGUUUAUUUCCCCUGACAGAUUGUCGUCAAUAUAUGUAUGCUUCAAAAACACGGAUAUUUUUACCGAAAUUUGUUUAGUCUUUUAUAAUUGCAUAAUUUGUAAUUAAUUUGUUGAACUUCUCAGUGAUUUAAACAGGUUUUUUUUUAGUUUUUUCCCCUAGUUUUUAAGAAAUAUCAGUUUAAAGUAGUAGUAGAUGAAUUUAAAGACACAAACUGAUUAACUUCAUCAAGCGUGGUACAGGUGACAUACCUCCUUUUGUAAAUAUAUAUACAAAUGUACUACCUAAUUAGAUACACCUUUAUAAACGAGUAUAACGAUUUUAUUUAAAACUAUUUUUUAAAUAGCCUUAGUAGUAUAACUCUCUGAUGAAAAUAUAGGUAGAUUUUGUAUGUGCUGUAAUGUGCAUCAAAAAGUAUAACUGAAAAAAGGAAGGUAUUUUAUUUUUUGUGCAUCAUUUUGUAAAAUGUCAUCUACCUCUUUAUUUCAGUUUGUCGUUGUUUUUAUAGUAAAUUAGCAUUAAUUUGAACUACAUUGUGUCUGUUAAGCUAAUUACUGUGCUUUUAAGAAACCAAGGUAUUUUUCAGGUUGCAAAAUUAUAAGCAAUCAUCAUUCAUGCAUCUUAUUUAACAAAUUUUCUCAUUAUAUUUCAGUUUAUAUUUUUUAGAUCUUGAAAGAAACAUUAAAAACAGUCUUUACUACUACUAGAUAUGAGUGUCAAAGAUGAUACUGAAAUUGAUGUACAAUAUUAGUAUGUAAUCUAAAACUGGUUAAUGACAGACUUCAUUUUCAUUAUAUACAGUAUACCCAUGUUUGAAAACCAAAGAAUUCAAAUAAUUUCCUGUUUAAACGAGAAUUAGUGUUUGACCAAGUAUUCGGAGGUCAUUUUCAUUUCUAGGGUAAAGUCUGAUAAUUUAAUCCACAAAUGUUUAAUCUACCACCCUCUCAUUGUCGAGUCAUAUAAUGACCCCAUUCUGGAGUUUGUGUAGUGUUCAACAAAUAACACUUUCAAAUGAACAACCAGAUCGAGGGUCACCAAUCUGCAAAACAUUAUUUCAAAGUUGUUCUGAAGUUCUCAAAUUUUACAGAUCACAUUUUGCUUGAGGCCUUACUGGUUGCAGUUUAAUUUCAGGGAAAGGCAAGUUUUACCAUUGUAUUAAACUAACACUUACAUGUUUUUAGACAAGUUAUCAUUUCAGAGGAAAAUGUUGACAUUACUUAUCAUUGUGUCUUUUUAAAAAAAUUUUUUUUAAUUUAGCGAAUUUGUUUUUGAAAUUGGUCAUUGUUUUGCGUGAAUGAGUAAAUAGGAUCCUUCGGUUGUUGUUUGCGUGGCGUCGUUUGCGUGUACGAGAGCUCGAUGUUUGUAUGAUAAUUUCCCUGUUGGACUUGUUAUACGUCAUUCAUUAUUCAAAUCAUAUUUAAUAUCAGGAUAAUAUGUUUCUUCCUAGUGUUGGAGGGGAAAAAACAAGGUGUAUUUAUUUAUAGGCUGUUUUCUGCUCGGUUCAUUUUGAUAAAUUCCAGUUUUAAAAAUAGAUUAUGUAGUUGCUGGAAUGUGUCAACUGGAAUUGACAAUAAAACAGGAGUGUAUUGUGUAUAUAGUAUAUCAAAUCUUAUAUAUCGACUUAUCUCACCAGAUCGUGGUGUGGCCAGCUAAAAUCAUACAUUUGUGCUCAAUGUUGCAUUAUUCAUGUUACUUUAAAAACACCAUUCUUCCAGCACAUGCUCUCACUAAUUUUUCAGUAAUUUUGUGAACUUUCUACAACAUGGUCACCUAUCAAUAAAAUCAGAAAUACAGGAAAGUUUUAUGCUUUAUCGAAUUGCAUAUUCAACCUUUUAAACAAUACAGUCGGCACUGAUUCUAGAAAAAAAAAAUUUGAACUGAUGCUCAACUUAAAUACACCUUAUUUAUACAGAUACAGUAUUCUAGCAUAGUCUAGCAUAGAUUACAGUGAUUUUAAAUCUAUAGAUCUCUUCUCAAUUUUCAAAAUCACUGCUGGCAGUGAUAUAUAGCAUUCUUUCAUUAUUAUUUUUUUUAAUUUUUUGUUUCCGAGAAACAAGCAGAAUUUGGAUUUGUUACUCGAGCUUUCCCACAUUUAAUGACUGUUAAUAAUAUUAAAAAAUUAAAAAUUAAUGUUCUUAAAAUUCUCCAAAAGUUAAUUGGCAACAUCUACCUGAAAGAAAAACAUCCACCUUUGUUUUGGUAAAUGUGGUACAUAUGUAUAGUACUGGAUAUGAUCGCAGAGUACAAAUGUUGAAACAAUGGUUAACACCCUUGGUUUGGAAAAAUGAAUCCUUCUUAAUCUUCUCAUUACAUUCAUAGAUAUGUUAACCGUUUUAUUGUAGCUUUUCUGGCUGUUAAAAAAAGAGAGCAAAGUUAAUUAGGAUACAAAAAAAGAGAGCAAAGUUAAUAAGGAUACAAAAAAAGAGAGCAAAGUUAAUUAGGAUACAAAAAAAGAGAGCAAAGUUAAUUAGGAUACAAAAAAAGAGAGCAAAGUUAAUUAGGAUACAAAAAAAGAGAGCAAAGUUAAUUAGGAUACAAAAAAAGAGAGCAAAGUUAAUUAGGAUACAAAAAAAGAGAGCAAAGUUAAUUAGGAUACAAUGUCAUUGUUGAACUAUAUCAACACAUUUCCUUUUACUCUGUGCUGCAUCAUUUAGAGCUGGUUUUAAUUUGAUACAUUGUCUGUUUGUGGUAAAACAUCUGCUGGUCUUUGUGGCUGUUAAUUUUAACAUUUGCAUUGACAGUUAAAAUCAGGUGCCAGUUUCAUCAAUAUUUCUUAUCUUACAGAAAUUUCUUCGCCUUAAACUUUGGCAUAGGAAAGUAUUACAGAAUUAAAGGAAAAGGGUUCCUUAAGAUUUUCUCCUUAAAUCUUGUAAUGCUCUUCUAUGAGAAAUUUUAAGAUAAGGAAAUUUGGUGAAACCCUGGGCCAGGUGAUUGAAGUUCACAAGCAACUCAGUUCCAUACAUUUUAAAACAAAUUAUUUUGAUAAUAAAUGGUUGAGAAAUUGUUUAAAAAGGGUUCAAACUUUUCAGUCAGUAUGAGAUUUUAUGUUAUAUUUUAGAUAAGUCAGACAAUUGACUUGGAUCUUAGUUCUUUCAUUUACGAUGUUUAAUCUGAAGUGUGUCUCCGGUGAAAUAUCAACUUGUGGUAUUGAAUAAGACAUUGUUUUGUUACUAUUUAUUGCUACCGAAUCAAAGAGUGAAUGAAUGAUGUGUGUGCAACAUGACAAUCCAAAACCCCUCUGUGUUGUAGUAUUGGUUUGGUCCAAAUGAUUAUGCAUUAUUUGUUCAAUGUGGCAUAUUGGUCUCUACCAAUAUUACGAGACUAAGUAGGGGUCUUUGGUGAGAAAAUGUCACCUCUUAAGUAUGCAUGUUGGAAAAGAGCUGAAGUUAUCAAGGAUUGAGUCUUAUUCAGUUUUCUUGCCCUUAGUAGGUCAUGAAUUGUCAUCCAUGCUUUCAUCUUCAUUAUUUUCAUCAUCAUUUUCAUCUGUGAAUAGUCAUUAAUCAAAAAUGGAAUUUUUAAUGCUGCCUUGGAGAAAACAUUGUAGCAAAGCAACUCUGUCAAAUACUGUAGCAUACCAAUAUGUGAUACACCCUGCCAACCCAACACUUGUAGGAACACAAAAGGUAGAUUACAACUGAAGGGCUGGUAGGGUGUUAUAAUGAUGUACAAUGAUGGUACACCCGAAUUCUUUGAUAUAUACAUACAUAUAAAUAUAUAUACAUACGUGUGUGCGUGCGUGUGUGUGAAUUUCUCUCUUUAUUUUUUGUUUUUCAUUUAUUUAUUGAUUCUGCGUCUUGUACAUAGAAAGCCUGCUCAUCAUGUGCAAGUAGGAUACAACUAUAUUAGUUUAAUCAAUAAAUGGAGCGGGAGAAGAAAAAGUCAAGAUUAGAAGGAAAAUAUUUAAAUACUUGUAUGAUACUGCAAACCACUGAAUUUUACUACUUAAUGCUAGUCUUACAGUUUAAGUGAGGCUGUUGGUAUUGUGUCUUAAUCAAGAUGUGAGUAGUACGAGACAUUGUCUUUGGUUUACAGUAUACACACCAGUCCGUAGUGGUAAUCUGUAAUUAUAUAUAAUUGUAUCAAUAUAUUUUAUAUGAGGUCUAAAUACAGGACCCUUUUACCCCUAGGCUGUUCCUUGUCCAUACCCUUUAUAAGGGGUAGCAUUCAGUAGGUUGAAGGUCACAUUAGGGGUCAAAGGGUCAAUUUUGUUGACUAGUUAAUUACUAUUUUGAUGAAGUAUUACACAAAUGGCGUUAAUACAACACUGUAACAUGAUUGGUCAGUUACAGAGGGAAUUACAACACUGUAACACGAUUGGUCAGUUACAGAGAAAAUUACAACACUGUAACCCGAUUGGUCAGUUACAGAGGGAAUUACAACACUGUAACCCGAUUGGUCAGUUACAGAGAAAAUUACAACACUGUAACACGAUUGGUCAGUUACAGAGGGAAUUACAACACUGUAACACGAUUGGUCAGUUACAGAGGGAAUCACAACACUGUAACACGAUUGGUCAGUUACAGAGGGGAUGGGGGAUAAGUUUACAGGAGAAACAUUAUUAUCGGGUUAUAUGUGACUUUGUUAUGCUACUCAGAAGGUUUGUAAAUAUGUCCAGUGUACAGAUACAUCUCAUUGUUGUCAUUGUUUUGGCUGUAACAGAUUUGCUGUAUAUGAAAGCCACCAUUUUGUAGCUGUUGCCUACCAAACCAAAGUAAAAUGAAAAAAAUAAAUGUAAAUAUGAAUGAA
Pecten maximus is the source of this 15472-nucleotide messenger RNA. RefSeq names its product insulin-like peptide receptor. NCBI's taxonomy places the organism in Eukaryota, Metazoa, Mollusca, Bivalvia, Pectinida, Pectinidae. Gene Ontology annotation, cellular component: membrane; insulin receptor complex; axon. Gene Ontology annotation, molecular function: insulin receptor substrate binding; ATP binding; insulin receptor activity. Gene Ontology annotation, biological process: positive regulation of kinase activity; protein phosphorylation; multicellular organism development. The record is from RefSeq and is a predicted model, not a curated record.